AUGGCAGGGCCAUUUGCUUCCCCACCAUUAGUAGGUUUGCGAGUGUCUCCACUUGUGGUGGUCCCCAAGAAGGAGGCUGAUAAAUUCCGUAUGAUACAUCAUUUAUCGUACCCAAAGGGGGCAUCGGUAAAUGAUGAUAUCGACAAGGCCCUGUGUUCUGUUUCCUACACAUCAUUUGACAAGGCUGUCGAGUUGGUAAAGAUUAAUCAUAAGGAAGUGUGUCCUGACACAUGUGAAAAAGAACCUUUGGACUGUUUUAAAAACGCCUUGGAAUUAUAUUCAGAUACUGAGAAAAAGGUGAAGAGUUGUUAUGAAGAAUUUAAAGACACCCAAGCUGGAUACUUAACUAAGUCUGAGCAAUGCAUUACAGAAUUGCGCAGAAUUGCAGAUGAUGUGGAUAUUUUCCAUAAACGAGUCACUAUCACCAACAUCGCUGGGAGCUCCGUGGGAAUCGUCGGUGGUAUCACCACUAUUGUAGGACUUGCUCUGGCCCCUGUCACUUUUGGAGCUUCUCUGAUUGUUACUGCUGUAGGUAUUGGAGUGGCUACUGCUGGAGGACUCACCGGUGCAGGAGCGUCCAUUGCUGACACUUUUAACAUCAAACAGAAAUGCAAAAAGGUAGAUGAGAUUAUCAAGGAACUUACAGAUGACAUGAAUAAAAUGACAAAACUAGCACAAGAAAUUAAAAAAUUAAUCGCUAACCUAAUAUAUACAUCUGGCUUGAAAGAAUAUAACUUUACUAGGCUAGGUACAAGAGGUCAAUUUGCUACAGCACAGAUAACCAGAUUAGCUAAACUAGUGAACUUAUCAACAUCUGCAUCUCGAGGGGCACAGCUCGCAGCACGUGGUGCCCAGGCUGCAACUGCUGUAUCGGGGGUCUUUGCUGCACUUUUUUUAUUAGUUGACAUUGCUUUUGUUGUUAAAGGUGCACUGGAUCUGAAAAAGGGAGCUAAAACAGAUGAGGCAGAAAGGAUUAGAGGAAUUGCAAAUGACUUGGAAGCAGGUUUGAAGGAGAUGCUAGAGGGAAGGAAUGAAGACAGCGAUACACAAAGCAUCUUAUCAUAA
This is a messenger RNA of Pelobates fuscus (common spadefoot toad), 1065 nucleotides long. Its product is annotated as apolipoprotein L6-like. The transcript has 3 exons. NCBI's taxonomy places the organism in Eukaryota, Metazoa, Chordata, Amphibia, Anura, Pelobatidae. The coding region runs from base 1 to 1065 and encodes 354 amino acids. The record is from RefSeq and is a predicted model, not a curated record. Gene Ontology annotation, biological process: lipid transport; lipoprotein metabolic process. Gene Ontology annotation, molecular function: lipid binding. Gene Ontology annotation, cellular component: extracellular region; membrane.